UCUAAUCUUCAGUAUCUAGCUAUCUAUCUAGUCUACUGUAUCUAUCUUCAGUAUCAAUUUAUAAUAUUAAUCUUCAGUAUAUAUCUAAAAUAUUUACCCACCAUACCUAUACUAUCUAAUCAAGCCUUUCUCAACCAGGGUGCCUGGGCACUCUGGGGGGUGCCUUGGCAAAAUGUCUAAAAAAUUGCAUGAAAACUUGUAUACAAGCCAGCGGGUGGAACAAGCUUGCCUUUUAGUUCCUCAAAGCCACCGAUUUUCAUAGUGCACCAUUACAACCCUCUAGCCGCCAGCAUCCUGACAACCAAUGACAUCAUCAGUUGA
This is a messenger RNA of Staurois parvus, 321 nucleotides long. The record is from the annotation of a GenBank genome assembly. NCBI's taxonomy places the organism in Eukaryota, Metazoa, Chordata, Amphibia, Anura, Ranidae.